This is a messenger RNA of Sesamum indicum (sesame), 1805 nucleotides long. The record is from RefSeq and is a predicted model, not a curated record. NCBI's taxonomy places the organism in Eukaryota, Viridiplantae, Streptophyta, Magnoliopsida, Lamiales, Pedaliaceae.
UAUUGCAAAUACUGGGAUCCAAUAUGAAAAGGCAAAUGUAGAAUAGUUUAGUGUUAGGCAAGAGUGGAAGUGUUGUUGUCCCCAUAUCAACUACUUUUUCUUGGUGAUGGCAAUGGGGUUGGAUUGGAGAGGACAUACACUUCCAUCUCCAGCUCUGCAAAGGGACCAGAAUUUGUUCAAGUAUAGCGACAGUUUCUGCUAGGCAUUUUAUCAAACAGGAUGCUUCAUGAGCGUUGAUUGAGGCAUUUGUGAUUGUGGGUGGAGAGAAAAUGGGGGAGAAGAGCAAGAAGAAGAAGAAGGAUGUGAUGCCUACAGUUUGGAUUUCUUUGAAGAAAUCGUUGCACUGCAAAUCGGAGCUGUCGGAGGUACAUGAUCCGAGUAGGGGGAAGCAGUUGAGCCCAAUCCUGACGAGAAAGACUGGCAGGUCUGGGUGUUCUAGGUCCAUUGCAAAUCUGAAAGAUGUUGUUAUUCAUGGAAGCAAGAGGCACGCGGAAAAGCCUCCGAGUUGUAGCCCAAGAUCCAUAGGAAGCAGUGAGCUUCUCAACCCAAUCACUCAUGAAGUCAUUUUGAGCAACUCCAAAUGUGAGCUCAAGAUCACUAGUUUCGGUGGGCUUCAUGAAGGGUUCAACGGCGGUGGCGAUGAUGGUGGNNNNGGCGGUGGCGAUGAUGGGGGCGCCGCCGGCAGCGGCUGUGGCUCAACGUUUGUGGGCACUCUAAGACCUGGGACGCCUGGCCCUGGAGGGCACCCUACGAUGCAUUACUUCAGUUCUUCGCUCAGAAACUCAGCAACUCCAACUAGGAAAAGUGACCAUUUCUUGACGGAAAGGGAAGGGUUUAGGAAUGGUCAGAAAAGGACAUCCACUCAGAAAAACAGUAAUGGGACCAAUCCUGCUGCAUGCCACAAGUGCGGAGAGCAGUUUGUGAAGUGGGAGGCUCUUGAAUCCCAUCAUCAAUCCAAGCAUGCUGUUACUGAACUCUUGGAGGGCGACUCGUCGAGGAAAAUUGUGGAGAUUAUCUGCAGAUCAAACUGGCUCACGUCGGAGAACCACUGUGUUAGAAUAGACAGAGUUUUAAAAGUUCAUAACAUGCAGAAGACCCUGGCUCGGUUCGAGGACUACAGGGAAGCAGUGAAAAUUAAGGCCAGUGAGCUUGCCAAGAAACAUCCUCGUUGUUUAGCCGAUGGAAACGAACUGUUGAGGUUCCACGGCACUAAUCUAGCAUGCUCUCUGGGCAUGAAUGGAUCCUCUAGCCUUUGUGUAUCUGAUAAAUGCUGCGUUUGCCGAAUAAUCAGAUAUGGCUUUUCGAUGCUGAAAGGUAAAGUAGGGGUCUUCACGACUUCAACGAGCGGAAGGGCUUUUGAAUUGAUAGAAAUCAAUGAAGCUGAUCAGUUUAUGAGAAAAGCGUUGAUAGUGUGCAGGGUUAUCGCAGGGAGGGUGCAUCGGCCUCUGGAGAACAUCCAGGACAUGGCUGGGCAGACAGGGUUCGACUCAUUGGCUGGGAAAGUUGGUCUGUAUUCGAACAUUGAGGAGCUUUACUUGCUGAACCCUAAAGCUCUUCUUCCUUGUUUUGUGGUGAUAUGCAAAACCUGAACAAGAACCAAGCAAGAAAGGUGGUGGAAUCUGUUGUUCUGAAGAUUUUGUUCAUCAAGAUACAGAGGAUUUCAUUAAUUUUCCUUGUCAAUAUUCUGUGUCUGAAAAUCAUGAUGUUGUUUCAGAAAUUACAUAGGAUUCUUGCAUGUUUCUUUCUGUGUCUGUAAAUUGCUUCCUAUUACUAUGGUGCAGUGAGAGUUAUCCCAAAACAAGGUA